Messenger RNA from Xyrauchen texanus (razorback sucker), 1665 nucleotides. Its product is annotated as upstream stimulatory factor 1-like. The record is from RefSeq and is a predicted model, not a curated record. NCBI's taxonomy places the organism in Eukaryota, Metazoa, Chordata, Actinopteri, Cypriniformes, Catostomidae. Gene Ontology annotation, molecular function: RNA polymerase II cis-regulatory region sequence-specific DNA binding; protein dimerization activity; DNA-binding transcription factor activity, RNA polymerase II-specific. Bases 334 to 1263 code for a protein of 309 amino acids. Gene Ontology annotation, biological process: regulation of transcription by RNA polymerase II. The transcript has 11 exons.
UCUUUUGGAGCUAAUUUUAUGAAUAUAGGUAGAUGCAGACCGCGUGGGUGGUUUAGUUCAAAUGUGCCUAGUUAGUUUAUCUAUGAUUGCCAGAUAGCACGACUAGCUAGCUAGCUAUCCCAAUGAUUGGGUAAAAUAUAUUCUCCAUUAAAUUGACAAAUAAUCCGUGUAUAUGCAGCUUAUAGUUGUCUGAUUGCCUCUUUUUAUAAUUUAUAAAUAUGUACAAUGCAAUGCAUACAACCAGAGUAUUAACUUAAUGAUUGACUCAUGUAGGGAAGGUUUAAUCCAGCAACAGGGAGUGAGGAUUUUGCCUGUUACACAUUCACUGUGGACAUGAAAGGGCAACGGAAAAGUUCUGAACCUGAUUUCAAUGCUUCAGUCAUUGAAGAAGGGUCAGUUGCCACUGCGGAGGAUCAAUCGGCAAUCACAACUAUUCAGUCUGCCUCUACAUUCUCAUCAGAGCAGCCGAUUAAAUACUUCUUCAAGACAGAGGGAGCUGGGGGGCAGGUAGGAGAGCUGUACCCUCCCACAGGGCAGGUCACAUAUCGAGUAAUCCAGGUUGCAGAUGGACAGCUGGAAGCUCAAACGGAUGGUGCAACAGCUAUUAGUGUAGUGACUGGAUUUCCUGCUGCAACACAACCUGUUACACAGACUCUGUUCUCUCAUUCAGAGGGCUUAGAAGGAGAUGGCACAGAAACCCAUUACACUUAUUACCCUGCUACUAUGUCAGAUGUCACAACAAGCACUAUGGUGACUGGUGUUCAGGCCUCGGAUACUCUGCUUAGUCAGAGUGCUCCUGCAGGUCAGUUGUAUGUUAUGAUGUCCCCACAGGAAGUUCUUACUGGAGCCAACCAGAGGUCUAUUGCACCUCGCACACAACCUUACAAUGUUAAAACAGAUGGUCCAAGAACUUCAAGAGAUGAGAAAAGACGAGCUCAGCACAAUGAGGUUGAACGAAGACGCAGAGACAAAAUUAACAACUGGAUUGUUCAGCUUUCAAAAACAAUUCCAGACUGCACCAUUGAUUCCACUAAAACGGGACAGAGUAAGGGUGGGAUCCUUUCAAAAGCCUGCGAUUACAUUCAGGAGCUGCGACAAAGUAACAGCCAGUUAGGAGAUGAUCUGAACAACCUUGAGAGAUUAAAGAUGGAUAACCAGCUGUUACGGCAAGAGGUGGAAGAUUGGAAAUCAAAAAAUCAGGUUUUGCGGAACCAGCUACGGCAGCAUGGCAUAGUUGCAGCAGGAAGUGCCGAUUCCCAGUGAAGAAUUCUAAUGAUGUUGGUGCUACAAAACCAAAUUUAGAAUAUAAGCAGACUGUUGGAUUUACAUUUUCUGCAGUUGUUUUUAUAAGCCAUUGAAAUGAACUUAAACAAUGCAUAAUUAAGGACUGUGUAUCCAACAAAAUAUGGUGAUGAUUCUCCACCAGGAUCUUGUACAUAUAUCAUUUUUCUUUCUUAUUUUUUCAAAACUUUAAUGUAACUUAGUAUUUGUUUUUAUGUACCCAAAGAGCGUGAAUGAAUCUGUUAAUUUUGUACUUUAACUUCUAAUCUUUUUGGAAGUAAUUCAUGUUAAUUCUAAUCUUGGUUGUAACGUUGGCAGCCUUUAAAUUUAAAUACAUUUUCAGUUAAAUAAAAAAAUCUGACACAUUUGCGCCUGUCAAAACAC